Messenger RNA from Sinocyclocheilus grahami, 1919 nucleotides. It is a transcript of the gene lysmd4, whose product is annotated as LysM, putative peptidoglycan-binding, domain containing 4. The transcript is spliced from 3 exons. Bases 133 to 915 code for a protein of 260 amino acids. The record is from RefSeq and is a predicted model, not a curated record. Lineage: Eukaryota; Metazoa; Chordata; Actinopteri; Cypriniformes; Cyprinidae.
UCUACAGUGGCCUUCUCGCCAACACCAGCACGCUCGGUUGCGUCAUGAAGUUUCUGAAAUGACACUUGGGGAUAUUUUUGUCAGCACCAUGUAGCUGUUUUUGUCUAGAAAGAUACUGGUCUAGUUGCAGUGAUGAGGCGAGGAGAUCCUCUCCCUCGAGCCUUUCAGGCUCCAGUGGAUGUACAUGCCAGUGCGGAUGGCCAAGUGUACAUGUUCAGACACAGACAAGAAGAACCAGAAGUGUCAUCUGAGGAUGAGGAACUCAGUGUCAUGGAGCUCCGGCCGCGAAGCAGAGACUCAUCCUCACAGGAGAGAGAACGAGUGGGAGAAAUGCUUUUGUUGGAACGGGACGUCUCACAUGAGGACAAUCUCAACAAACUGGCCCUUCAAUAUGGAUGCAAGGUGGCUGACAUAAAAAAGGUGAACAACCUUUUUCAAGAGCAGGACAUGUAUGCACUGAAGUCCAUCAAAAUCCCUGUAAAGAAGCAUGGCUUGCUAACCGAGGCCAACUCUGAGCUCAGGAACCCCCAGCAAAGACCCUCCAAUGAUGUGGCAUCAUCAGACAGCGCUGAAGCAAACGUCUCGGGAAGACCUCAGGUGCAGGAGUACACCAAUUACCUAAAAGAGGUGGACAGUGACAUUGAGCGUCUGAUCCAAAGCACAGACCCCUCAGAAGAGGGAUUUUCCAGCGGUUCCAGGGUAUCCGAACGAUGGGGGUGGAGAAGCCAGCGUUUGCGCAGCUACGGUGCAGACUGGGGGAUCCAGUGGUGGAACGCUGUAAUUGCCAUGUUGCUCAUUGGCAUUGUCCUGCCAAUAUUCUAUGUGGUAUAUUUUAAAACUCAAGAUAAUGGUGAAUCAGUAGUGAACAAUAGAGUGAACAACAUCACUGUGCCUACCUCAAACAUUACUGGGUGAGCGUCAGCUCAUUGGACCUCGGGAAUAUAAUAGAAAAUCACCUUGAAAAAAGUAUAACACUUGAAAAUUUGAAAUUUGGUUUGAUGCCUACAAUUUUCUUUGGUACUUUAAUAAACUUAGUAUUACUAGUUCACAUUAUUAUGGUACAUUCAUUUAAGUGGAUAGAUCAUCCAAAAUAAAAAAGGUAACAUUUGGGUUCAAAAGACUUGUAAUACGACACACCCAAUCCCAAUUUAUUUUGCAUGAAAAGGAUCACAUUAUUUAACAUUUGUGUUCCAGAGAAAAAGAAAGCAACAUGAAUAUGGAGAGACGUGCGGGUGGGUAAAUGAUAACACAAGUUUUUUUGGUGAACUAUCACUUUAAUUUAAUUUGCAUAGUGAAGGUACAUAAAGAGACAAUUCAACAAAUGAGAAUAUGAGUUUGCAUUACAAACUGGGCGUUGCAUCUGCUUACACUCCACACUCAGAUUGUUGAAACUGUUGUUAUCGGUUUUAUGGGUGCUAUUAUUUAACAGAAUUAUGAAAUGGUUAUAACAGUUUUUCUUUGCGGAGAAAAACAAAACAAAAAAACAAUACAAAAAAAGUCAUAAUGAAACAGCUUUUCUCAUCAAACUGAUCAUGUUUUUGUGGUCCUGUCUUUGCAAUAGUUUCACCAAGCGUUGAUAUGCAAUUACAGAAAAAUGCAAAGAAGGAAAAGCAAAAAAGUACUUUAUAAAAUUGGGUUUGAUGUUUUGCAAUUUUAUACCUGUUUGUAGGAAUGGUAUUUCGUGCUAACUCAAAUUUGUAUCCAUUUCUUUGUUUUGAUUUUGAACACUACUGCCACAUGGUUGUUUCGAUGUGGAAAGGCACUACAGUGCCUGCAGUGCCAAAUAAUGAACUUGUAUUAAAUAACUGUUUGUUCAGUCAUUAGAAGUGCAAUAAAGACAUUUCAGACAGGAAGGGCUAAACUCGUGCAGAUGGACAUAUUUUGACCUUUGGAUUGUGAUAUUAAAACAUAUCUUUUGA